AUGCCUGUGCAGGAGAUGGCGGUGAGUCCUGUGAAGUCUCUCUACUGGGAGCAGUUCCCCCCCAUGUCACAGUGCCGAGUCUACUGCACCCCGAUCUACCACGAAGGCCUGCUUUACGUGCUGGGGGGCUGCAGUGAGACCGGUAUGCCCCUGGACAGCGUGGAGGUCCUGGAUGUGGAGAGCCAGACAUGGAGCCAGCUGCCACCUCUGCCAACGGCGAGGGCGGGGGCUGCCGCUGUGGCACUUGGGGGGCAGGUCAUGGUCCUGGGAGGCAUGAAUCAGCAGCAGACCCCGUUGGCUUCAGUCGAAGUUUAUCACCCAGAUGAAGGCAAGUGGGAGCCAAAAGCCAGUCUGGGGCAGGCGUCCAUGGGCAUCACCACUGUGCAGAAAGAUGGCAAGGUAUACGCAUUGGGAGGCAUGGGGGCGGACAUCAAACCACAGGCCCUGGUGAGGGUAUAUGAGCCAGAAAAAGACCAAUGGCAGCCGUUGACGUCCAUGCCUACGCCGCGGUACGGAGCCACACCCUUCGUAAAAGGAAACAAAAUCUACAUUAUGGGUGGUCGUCAAGGAAAGAUGCCGGUGACGGCGCUGGAGGCAUUCGACCUGGAGAUGAAGAGUUGGACUCGCUACCCAUGCAUUCCCAGCCGGAGGGCUUUUUCCUGCUGUGCAACAAAUGAACGAAGCCUUUUCAGCCUGGGGGGCCUCCAACAACCGGGUCCGCACAAUUUCUACUCCAGACCUCACUUUGUCAGCACAAUGGAGGAGUACGAUCUGGAUCAAGGUAUCUGGCUAAAACCCAGUCGAACAUCAAGGAUGCGAGAAAAGAGGGCAGACUUUGUUGCUGGUUGUCUGGGGGGAAGGGUCAUUGCAGCUGGUGGUCUCGGUAAUGAACCAUCACCGUUGGGCUCCGUUGAGAGCUACAACCCAAUAAAGCGACGUUGGGAGUACGUAGCGCCCCUUCCGACCGCACGCUGCUCGUCUUCAGCGCUGCAGAUCACCAGCAUGAUGUUCGUCAUCGGAGGGGUUGCGCAGGGACCAAGCAAUGCCGUGGAAGCGCUCUGCUUACAAGAAACAGUGUGA
Molecule: messenger RNA, 1080 nt
Organism: Nerophis lumbriciformis (worm pipefish)
Lineage: Eukaryota; Metazoa; Chordata; Actinopteri; Syngnathiformes; Syngnathidae
Source: RefSeq, a predicted model, not a curated record